This is a messenger RNA of Ziziphus jujuba (common jujube), 8241 nucleotides long. RefSeq names its product protein SENSITIVE TO UV 2. Gene Ontology annotation, biological process: DNA damage response. The transcript is spliced from 14 exons. NCBI's taxonomy places the organism in Eukaryota, Viridiplantae, Streptophyta, Magnoliopsida, Rosales, Rhamnaceae. The coding region runs from base 297 to 2699 and encodes 800 amino acids. The record is from RefSeq and is a predicted model, not a curated record.
UGGACCAAAUUAAAUAUUCUUUUGUUUUUGGGGUAAAAAAUAAAAAAUAAUGAAAUGAAUGACAAUUUUUUAUUUCUUAUCUUACGGUCCAAGAGAAUAUCUCAAUUUUCUUUGAGCGGCCAAGAAAAGGGGAAGAUUUUGCAAUUUUGAUAAAGUUCAGGGAGGCGAAAAGCAAAGCAAAACGAAAGUCUGCGGUCCGUCUGUGUCUCUGUCUCGCACUCACGGCUCAAAAAGGCGGUUUUCCUGGGGAAGAACCAGCGACGAAUCAGAAGGAGGAGAAAGAAAAAAGAGUUUGAAUGGCGAAAGAAGAUGAAUUUGAAGAAUGGGACAAAGAUUUCUGGGACCAAGUCAUCGAGGUUGAAGAGCUCGUAAAAUCUUCAUCUUCCAUUUCUUCGGCUUUCCCAAACCCUUCUUCUCAACAACAACAACAACCCUUUCUUCUUCACCCUCCUCCUUUCUCUUCUUCCACCACUUCCACUUUUUCCUCCUCUCAGUAUCUCUCACACCCACCAUUGCCAACACACCGCCAAGAAGCUCCGACUUUGAUAGCCGCGGCUCCUUCUUCUUCUUCUCAUUGUUAUCAUCAUCCCCUCAGCUACUCUCCCCCUCGGGAGCUCUCUCAAAGAAUCGCCCCUUCUUUCGGAGACCCUGUACCUCGUUCUUCCAAUGGCAUUGCCAAUUGCGCUCCUUCUUCUCUUCCUUCUGCUCCCUCUACUUGCCCCUCUGAGAUUGAUAAAGAACUUGAAAUCGAACGCUUAAAGAGGGAGCUGGGACGUGUCUCGAAGCAUCUAUCAGAGUUGGAACAUGAGUGCUCCAAACUAAGAAAGGAGAGAGAUAAGAAAGAGGAACCACAUGAUAAUGUUCAUCUGAAGAAUGCCAAAAAAGAUGUUCUUUGCCAUUCAAAGAGUACAAAUUUGGAGAGUGGAGCCCUUACUCUGGACCGUACUGGGGUUUCUCGACAAUUUCAAGAUGAUGUAUCUUUGAGUAGUAAGGAUGGCUGUCAAGUUGAUAUUGCCACAUCAACCUGUAAAGGCCCAGGAAUUCAAACGAAUGAAGCGGAUGUUUGUGCCCAAGUAAUCAUAAACAAUGAUCUACCUUCCUGCCAUGAUCUCUCCAAGAAGUUGCUAGCCAUUUGGGGUCGUCCAAAUGACGAAAAGAUAGGAAGAAAUUUGAUUUCAAAUCUACUUGUUUCUUGUGAACCAGAUUUUCAUGACCUCUUUGGCUUCAUUGGUAUGGAUUUUCCUUCCAAAUUAAGAACAGACUCUCAAGCAGAUAGGACCUCUGGAAAUGCAUCUAGGCGUGCUUUAGAAGCUGCUAAAGUAUCUCAUCUUUAUUCUGUGUUGAUGAAGAUCAAUAAUGGAAUGGUAGAGCUACAGGCUUUGUUAGAACCAUUGCUUGAUCUUUGUUAUCUUGAAAAUGUCGUUAUUGUUCAUCGAUGUCUACGAAUAUUGCAUGUGUUUUUGAAGUAUCUGUUAAGUUUCAAAGAGAAAUCUGGAGGAAGGGAAAAUGUCAUGGUUGAGAGACUUUGUUCGGGGAUUAACAGUCCAAAUCCUCAUAAAUCUGAAAGUGCGGAAAAGGGAGAUCUGCUUGUGGGCAGGGAUGGGGCGUCUUGUGGUGGCUAUGAUCCACCUCUAACUACUUUCCUUGAUGCUGAAUCUUUAUACAAGAAGGGACAGGGGAAUCCUUACAUUGCAACUUCAGUUUCUCAUGUAGACUGGGUUUGUCUCUUUGAAAAGGUGCUUCAAAUUGCCAUGACGAAUAUGGAAGAAUUUGUGAGACUUGAGGCUGUUUCUAUUAUGAAUGUGAUUCUGAUGGAAAGUAAUGCAUAUAUGGAGAGGGACAAGUUUGGCCAUACCCUGGUGUUUGAAUGUGUCUCACAAUUACUUACAAAGGAAGCUGGCUUGCAUGUGCAAAAGCAUGCCAUGCAAUUUCUGUAUCUGCUGCUAAACUACCUACUGGUCACAUUCUGCUCCGGUUGUACAGAGGGAGAGCAUGCUACUUUUCUGGAGGAUAACAAGAAAAACACUUCAGCUUCACAGAAAUUUUCUAUCAUCCUUCAGGGCUUGGCAGACUGUCUAGCAUGCCAUGGAAAUGGUUUAGAGGGGUUGAAACUUCGAAGGAAUGCUAUUGUCUUGCUAGCUUUCUUGGCCUCGUCUGGAAAAUCUGGUUUUGAAAUUCUUGUGCACCACAGGCUUUUUAAAGAUGCAAAUUUUUUAAUGCUCAUUUUGCAAUUAUUGGUAUCUGAGAUGGAUAUGGAAGAAGGCCCAAAAGAGAAAGAGAUGGACAUGGAAGAAGACUCUAAAGAAAAAGAAAUGGACAUGGAAGAAGGCCCGAAAAAUGAAGAGGUGGACAUGGAAGAAGGCCCAGAAAACAAAGAGGACAUCAAAUCAGCAGAACUUUCUAAUUCACCAGAAGUUUCUAAAGAAAGAACUUUGCUGAUAAGGGAGGCUCUGAUACUUCUGAACAGACUUGUCUCCAGCCCCGCAUAUUCAGCAACUGCAUUGCAACUGUUAACAGGAAGUAGAGAUAUGGCCACUUUAACCAUUGACAUUGCAAACAGGUUAUCACGAAAGGAUAGGAGGAGUUGGAAUUCUUUUAAUGGCAUGGAGAGAAUGAUGAUCAGGGAUUCUGAAGUUGUUAAUUUGGCUCGAAUUUUCAAGAAAAGGGUGUUCACAUAUUUGGGAGAUCAUAUAUCAUAAAAAUUUGUAUACUUUUUUCAGUUCAAAAUUUUUUGUAAAUUUGUACGUAGCAAACAUUAGUCAUCUUUACAAGUGGAGGAAGCCAGUGUUAAGUGUUAAGCCACCUUAACACCUCUUUUUGGAACAUAUGAGCAGUUUUGGUGUUAAGUCGAGUUAUAUUACAAAUUUUGAAUUGUAAAUUCAUUGUUGAGAAAAUUGUAUUUCUUUUAUACUAAAAUUAGUUUAAACUAAAAAGGGAAGCUAAUAAUAAUAAUAGUAAUGAAAGCUCACUUUGUUCUAUAAAGUAGAGAGGAACUAAUUACUGUAAACAGCUAGAUCACAUUUUCCCCAAAAAGGUAACAAUGUUUAGCCAAAAGAUUAUGAAAGCAACUAAAAAAAGCAUGUUCCAAUGUAACAUUGCAAAAUGUUCAUUCAUGAAAAAAAAAAAAAAAAAACCAAAAAAAAAAAAAUUUGAUGGCAAAGAUUUAAUCUCUAAAAAGACUGUCCAUGACCAAUAAGUAUGGAUGAGAUGUGCAUUGAAUUACUUCUUUGAUGCAGCUUAUAAAUUUAGAAGUCUUUCUAGUUAUACAAGUGAUUUUUCAUUUUUACUUUUAUUUAUUUAUUUAUGAAUGUUGUCGAUAAUUGCGAGCCCAACUCCUGCCCAAAUUCAGCCCAAACAAGACCCAAUCCUGGCAAGGCCCUAUUCAGCAUCCCAACGGCUUGAAUAAGUAUCAGAAAUUCAAAUUUAAACCCGAACCCGAUAAUACUCUUAUAAAUGGAGCACCGUAGUCUCUCCGUAGCUCCUGAUAGAAAAACAAGUAAUUUUGCUUUUCUUUUUCUUCGAAUUUAAUCAACUCCUCCUACAACAGCUACUCAUCUCCAUUGCCUUCUGAAUAUCCACAAUGAAUAUUUGAUGUGGUUUUAACAUGGAUCAACUUCUUGAUUCAGUUGCAGUGAAGAGCAAGACCUCCUUAGACAUUGCCUGCAUUAAACAACAGCAACAACAACGAAGAGUGAAGUCUCUGAAAGUGUUUCAAUGGAGUCGCUUUCUGCAAAAGAUUGAGAAGCUCUGCUCACCAACUGACCCAUCCUCAAGCUCCACCAAUUCGUAGCUUUUCGCUGUCUCCAGGUCGGUUUUCUCUGCCAAUUUCGCCACCGUAUGAAUGACUGUGUCUAUUUUUAGCUGUCUGUGAAUUCUAAAUUUUUGUGAUUUUGGAUGUUAUUUUUUUAUUUUUUUUAUUUGUUAUGAAUCUUGUAAAUGUUGCUGUUUGAUGAGUAUGAGGGCCUUUUCAAUUUAGACGAUUUGGGAAAUAGGGUUUGAAGAAAGUCGGAUUUUAGAUUCCUUUCUGUUAAUGUUAUAGUUAUUUAAAUUAUAAUCGAGAAGACUUGCAUAUAGCAUUUAACUGCUCCUAUUCUGUUUGUCUGUGCUGUCUGGUUCUGUUAGUCCAAGCAUAAUUUUGCUAUCUUCUUUCUCUAAAAUUUUAAACCCUUUUUGCUGCUUAUUUAUUUAUUUUUGAAUUAUUUUCUGAAAACCGUUUUUAUUGAAUAGUAUUACUCUUUCCUUAAAGUGAGAAAUAUGCUUCCUAAGGGAGUUAUUCUCCGGAAUUUGUAAGCCUGGCCGAUAUUGUGUUGUAGUUAAUAUUUACUCAGACAAGCACUCUAUCUGUAAUUAAUCAUUUGCAGGAAUCUUAACCCAUCGCAUGAUGUCAUCAGUCAAAGAGAUUACAAUGAAAAAUGCUACAAAAAGGUGUUUAAUGCCUCUUGGAAUUUUAAAUAUGCUGAGCCUGAGUAUUGACACAUUGAGCAUCAUCCCUUAUCUUGUAAUUUCUUAGGCAUUUCUGAAAUUUAUGACAUGUUGACUCAUCACAGAUUCUUAAAUUUUUUUCACCAAUUGUGUUAUGGACCAAAUUUACUUCAAGCCAGUACAACAUAAUCGCUUGUUUUUUCUGCAUUCUGGGAUUAUUACAGGGUAUGAAUGUAUCAGCUCUUUCUAAAGUUGUGAUAAUAUUUUUAUAAUAAGAACAUUUUCCUAUAAUAUACAUAUACAUAUAUAUAAAUGUAUAUAUAUAAAUAUAUAUCUAAAAUAAAAAUGUUUAUUUUUAAGGAAUUUUUUAAAAAUAUGUAUAAAUAAGAAGGGAAAAUAUUUUAAAAGUUAAUUACUUUUAUGGUUUUAUUUUUUUUUUUAAAAUACGAAGGGAAAAUAUUUUAUUAUCAAUAAAUUUGGUAUUGAUAAUUUACUGGAACAAACCACUUUACACUCUGACAAACAGUGUCAAAAAGAAGGGCAAUUAGAAUUUUGCAACUAGAGAAAUCAAAAAGAGAGAAAUUAGAGAGAGUGUAAUAGAGGAAAUGUAGAAAGAGAAGAGAGUGGAAAGAAAGUGGAGAGAGAGAGAAACUAAGCAAAGGAUGUAGAAGAAAAAGAGCAGAGGAAAAUAAGAAAGAGAGAAAGGUGGGGAGGAGGGAAGAAGAGAAAGGAGAAAUCAGAGGGGAUGUCGUGAGACAUUGAAGAAGGGAUGUAGGGAAAGAAUGUAAAGAAGGAGAAUGUAGGAGAGGAGAGGCAGGCUGUUGGGAGAUGAGGGGAUAGGGGUGAGAGAGUCUGAUUAGAGAGGGAAGAAGUUUUUGUCCUUCUUUUUUUGUUUCCCCUUUUAGGUUUUGAUAUAAUUAUCAUGUAAUAUCUUGACUGUACUUUUUUACAAUAGAUUCAUUUCUCUCUCAACAAAGAACUCAAAAUAGUUUUGAUAUAAUGGCCAUUCAAUAUCUUGAAUGCAUAUUAUAUUUCAUUUCAGUUUCAAUUUUGCUUUAUUUUCAUUUCAUUCUCAACAAAGAACUCUAUUACCAAGUAGAAAAUAAAAAACUCUGAACAGAGAACUUAAAAUAGUUUGAAGUAACUAUUAUGCUCAAGUUAAAUUCGUGAUCAAAUUUGGCACUCUGGAUGGUCAUCAUAAGAGAAGAUUUAUACAUAAUAUACUUCUCAUCAUUUCGUUUCACCCUGUAACAAACUUGAGCUCAAAAUCAAAUUCUUUCUCCAAACUAUUCUAGAAAUGUACUUAUUUCCAACAAAAACAAAAACUGGGGAAAAUAAAAGCAUUCAACAAAAGAAAGCUCUUUACACGAAGUAAUGCUAGUAUUCGUUACAGUUUUAGGCGUUCCAUAUACUUUGUAGUGCAAACUAGCUUUGUUAUGCAAACUAGUUCGUAUACAUCGAUUGCACCGCAAACUAUCUUCUUUUUUAGUUUUUUUACAAAGAUUGGUCCUUGCAAUAUAGAUUACCUUUAUCCAAUGGUAACUUUUGAAUCCAUUUCUUCAAGUAUUUACAGUAAGACAACCCAUAGCUCCUGUCUCUACUUCAAUUACUGUUAGAGUUGGUGACUCGAAUUUUUGUUGAUUCAAUCCGAAAAGCUCGCAGUGCGACCCAUUUGGUGAAUAUAUUUUGAGAGAAAAAAUGGGCUCUGUGUAGGUAGUGGAGGUCGAGGGCUGAUGGUGCGGGGGUAGCACUACGGACCUUUUCAAUUUUUAAGUUUAUUCCGUCCGUACAAUAUAUAUAUAUAUAUAUUUUUAGGAUUUUUUUUUUUUUUUUUUCUCUCAGAUGUAGGAGUUUUGCAACCCUAUUUGCUCACCUUUUUUGUACCAAUCUUCAUUAAUAAAAAAUUUGCAUCUCUUUGUAGUAGUUGUUUCCCAUCAAGGAUUUUCCACGUAAAUCUGUAUGUGCUUUGUUUUAUUUUAUUGUUAUUGUUUUUUGUUCUAACUUCGCAACAAUUACUUCUAAGUUCAUCAAUUCAUCAAAGCCUAAAAAAUAUUUAGCUUUUUAAACCCAUUACAUUUCUCUCCAUUGUAAACCUGAUAUAAUUUAAGUUGGGCAAGAUUCUAAAAGUGGAUCAAUCAUCAUUUAAGAGAUGAUCUAGAAGUGUAUCUUUUUUCAGCUUCUCAAUGCUUAUUUGUCCACAAGAAGAGCAUCACAGCCACAUUCCUGCCAUGUAUUGAGUCUGAAUCUUCUUCUCUUUUCAUAAACUUGCAUAACAUAGUGUUUUAUGGAAUUGGGUUGAUCGUUUUGACCCAUGUAUUGAUGUCUUUUAGCUUUGAAGAGAUCAGGUAACUUGCUUUUCUUGCAUUCUCAACACUGCAAGCGAGUUUGCAGAGAGGAUCAUGGAAACCAUGUGGAUCAUGGUGCUGGAUAAGUAAGAACUCAUAAACAAUGUCUUUUAGCUUUGAAGAGAUCAGGUAACUUGCUUUUCUUGCAUUCUCAACACUGCAAGCGAGUUUGCAGAGUGGAUCAUGGUGCUGGAUAAGUAAGAACUCAUAAACAAUGUCUUUGGUAUUUUUGGCAAUGUCUCACAUCACCAUCCUGCAAUAUGCGUCACAGGCUUGGCAGACUGUGAAGCAUGCCAUGGAAAUGGUUUAGAGGUGGCCAUCCUCUUUUGGAGUAUAUUCAAAUUCAUACUGUUUUAUUGAAGUAUUUAUAUAUUUUGAAAUUGUUUUGUUGUUGGGCAUUGAAACUUCAAAGGAAUGCAACAUUGCUGCCUUUUCCUGGCCUUAUCAGGCAAAUCUGGUUUUGAAAUUCUUGUGCACCACAAGCUACCUAAUGCAGAGAUGGACAUAGAAGGAGAUGCAAAAGAAUAAAGAAAUUUAUGGAUUUUUCUAUUAAGGGAGGCUCUGAUACUUCUGAACAGACUUGUCUCCAGCACUGCAUAUUCUGCAUUUGCAUUGAAACUACUAACAGAAAGUAGAGAUAUGGUCACUUUGACCAUUGAUAUUGCUAACAGACCAUCCCCUAAGGAUCAACCGAAUGGAAAUUCUUCAAAUGCCAUGGAGAGACUGACGAUCAGGGACUCUGAGGUUGUUAAUUUGGCGCGAAUUUUUUAGAAAAGGGUGUUCACAUGUUUGGGAGAUCACAUACCAUAAAAACUCUGUUUUCCUUCUCCAGUUCAAUUUUUUUGUAAAUUUGUAGUAGCAAAUAUUAGUCAUUUUUACAAGUGGAGGAAGGCAAGGUUAGCUUUAGUGACAUUAUUUUAACAAAUUUUAAACAGUAAAUUCAUUGUUAGAAAAUUGUACUUGUUUUACUCGAAAAUUGGUUUAAACAAAAAGGGGGAAAAAAUAAGGAAAAACAAAAAGUCAAAGCUCACUGCUACGGUUGUGAUUCAAUUGAGAGGCUAAGGUCAAAGUCAACAGCUGUUAUAUAUAAGCUUUAGCCAUUAAACGGUGCCGUUAUACUUAAAAGGUUGGAUAGAUGAUUCAGCAAGAUUAGUUUUAAUCUUUGGAAGCUUAUAAAAGAGGCAUGACUGCAGAAAUAGAGGAGCAGUAACACAAGCUGUCAAUUUUCCAUCAAAGGCCAUUUUUCUUCUUGUUCUUCUCUUUCUUCUUGUGACCUCUUGCUCAUUGUUUUUCCUCUUUCUCUUGGUAUUAAUUAGGAUCAUUCUGGGUGAGUGAUUUGUGAGAAAGGGAGAGGUUGUAAAGGGGUUUCUGGAUUGGUUUUUGGAUGUAGAGAAUCUGUAUAAAUCAAGAGAAAUUGCUGCAAUGGUGUAUUUGAUCUUUGUUCAUAGUGCAAGAAUUUCUUGGAUAAAGUUCA